AUGCUCGGGGACUGGGGGCUCGCGUGCGGGAGCUUCAUUGGAAGGAAGGACCCCGUGAGGCCCCACGUCACUGAGGAGAAGGGGUCCAGAAGGGAGGCGGAACACGACCCUAGGAGGGGCCCCAGGCAAGGGGAGUGGCAAUGCUCUGGGAAGCCGGAGGACGCGGGUGAGGAAGACCGCGGGAUGCUCACGUAUGGGGCACUCGGGAGGUUGAACCCCACGGACUGGAAGGAUAGAAACCACAAGAUGCUCGGCGUCCUUGGGAGCGAGCGGCGUCGACCCUCUUCCUUUGUCACCAACAGGGAGCAAAGAGAGAGACGGCGCAGCAGAUCCAACAUCCAUCCAAGCACAAGCACAUGGGAUGCUGCGGCUGAACCACCUCGGGUCGAGAUCUUGUCGUCCCCCGGUGCGCCGGCGCCCUCGAAGGACGUGCUUCUCCGCCUCCCCCGCGCGCACCUCCACCUCAUCGAUCGCCAACGCAGCCUCCCGGUCGCCGCCGGCGACCUCUCCCUGCUCCGUAUCCGCGCCGGCGGCACCUCCCUCGCCGCCAUCGCGCGGCUCGGCCCCAUCCAGUGGCCGCUCGCCCGCGACGUCUCUGCCGUCAAGCUCGACCCGUGCCACUACUCCUUCGCCCUCACCGUCCCCACCUCCCCCAACGCCCCGGCCCCGCUCCACUACGGCCUCACGCUCUCCGACCCCGGCCCGCGCCUCGACGGCGUCCUCGCCACCUACAGAAGGUUCUUGACCCAUUCCGUUGUCGGCAGCGAGGGGCUCGCCGACAUCGUGCGCGGCGAGGUGGUGGGGGCCGCCUACUGGACGGCCGUGGCGCCGAACGUUGAGGAGUACGGUGGCUCCAUGGUGAAGGCGAUCGCGGUGGGUGCCGACAACCUGGCCAAGGGGGUACUCUCGUGCGUCGAGAUGACCGUGGAGAGGCUCCGGUGGGGAAACGAGGUGCUCAGGAAGAGGAUCCAGCCCGGUGGCGCCGAGGCCGAGAUCAGCCCAGAGAUGCUCAAACAGAUCAAAAUGUUUUGGGAACAUCACAGUUUGUAGUAGGCAGAUAAGAUUAGAUUACUACUCCAUCCAAUCCAAAAUUCAAUAAACUUAUGAUUGGCAAGGGUAAUCUGUGCAAAUUAGUCAAGUAAUCCUUGGGCUUAAUUACACGAUUUGGACAAGACAUAAUUUCAGACAAAUAUUACGGUUGCUGCCAGUCAGAAAGAAUCAGUACAUGUGGUUCCUGGCAGGGUUAAGAAGGUGACCAAAAUGUCCGAGGAAAUGGCUGCUGGAAUACUGUGUGGAGUCGUGAAGGUUACUGGUUAUUUUACAGGUUCAUUAGCUAACUCACAAGCUGGCAAGAAGUUCUUCAACCUAUUGCCUGGAGAGAUUGUUCUUGCCUCGCUUGAUGGGUUUGUAUGUCAUCGUUUUUCUUAAAAUAGAAUGUGACCCAUGUUAAUAUGUAUUUGCACGGCGUGAAUCAUGAAAAUGACGCCAAACUUAAGUAUAUCACGAAACAAGAUCAAUAUAUAUACCACGCGGACACACCACGCUUAUGUACCAUUUACCAGUGCAGACAUCGUGGUAGACAACUGUGCCAUUUUGUGCGCAGGAGGGGAGGCGGAGUAUGGUUACUACGAAAUAGACCCACUUAUAUUGCUAAAAAAGAAGAAGACUAAAACUUCCUUCUUAGUUGGGUACAUCUUUUGUGAGACACAGGGGCCUGGUUUUAUUACAAGAUUUCCAUGUUUAAGUACUCUAGCUGAUAUUUAGCUGGCGACUAUGGGUUAUUGUUGCCUUUGUUGGGGAAUCAGGAUUACAGCCCCUGUUUUCUACAUGUUACACCACUUAUGUUUCCGAUGAGCUUGUAUUCUUGUAAGUUUUGUAUUUCCAUAUGUGAAAAGAAAAUCCUCUCACCACACUGUAGCUUGAGUAGUAAUGAUGACCAUUGCUGGUGGACCGUGAGAAAAUGAGAACACAAGAUAAUUUUACACUGGUGCUUAUGGCCGCAGCGUAGAUCAGUCAUCCAUGAGAUAUGAAUUUGUUGAUGCUAUAUCUAGUCAUGUAAUUGUAGUGUCAAGACCUGAAUAGGUGUUGACCCAGAAGAUAGUAGCAUGUCCUCAUUGGGCAGUUAAUGUGGGUGUGAUUAAUUGGAAUGUUUGAUAUUUGAUAAUGGAAGUCAUUAAAAUUUUGUUGCGACCGAGUAAAUUUGCCAAGCUAUAUCCCCUGGACAGUCUUUGAGGUCAAUUCUUUUC
Hordeum vulgare subsp. vulgare (domesticated barley) is the source of this 2246-nucleotide messenger RNA. Its product is annotated as senescence/dehydration-associated protein At4g35985, chloroplastic-like. The transcript is spliced from 3 exons. Gene Ontology annotation, cellular component: plasma membrane. The record is from RefSeq and is a predicted model, not a curated record. Lineage: Eukaryota; Viridiplantae; Streptophyta; Magnoliopsida; Poales; Poaceae. The coding region runs from base 1 to 1050 and encodes 349 amino acids.